CAACUGGACUUAGUGAUGGAGGCAGAGGGACUGAGGAUGACGAUCCACAACCUAGGGACAAUUGUCACUACCAGCGCGGUGGCGAGCCAGAGUGAGGCGUCGGGUGUGGGGCUGGAGCAGUGCAUCGUGGGUCUCCCAGCCUGCGUAACCAUAACGACCAGAGACAAGGCCGGGGGACACUGCAGGAGCGGCAACGCCAUCCUGUCUGCUGAGGUGUGUACUCCAGAUGGUAGCGUGGCGGACGGGGAGAUACUCGACCACAAGAACGGGACAUAUGAUUUUGUUUACACUGUAAAUAAGGAAGGAGAGUUCUCAUUGGCUCUCCGGCUCUAUGACCAGCACAUCAAAGGAAGUCCCUUCAGUCUCAGAGUGUCUCCCCCCACCACCACAGCCACCUCUCUGACGACCACGGCCACCCCGUCUACAGGCUCCUCUGAGGGGGCUAAGAGGAGAGGAAAGUCCCCGGGGUCUGGGAGUAAGAAGAAGGGUUCCAGGAGGACAGGCAGUGCCCUGGGGACACCCAGACGCAGAGAGAACCCCAUCGAAGAUGAUCUCAUCUUCAGGAUCGGUACUAAGGGGAAGAAUAAAGGAGAAUUUACUAACCUACAGGGUGUGUCAACGUCCUCCAGUGGCAGGAUUCUAAUAGCAGACAGCAAUAACCAGUGUGUCCAGAUCUUCUCUAAUGACGGCGAGUUUAAGAGUCGUUUCGGGGUGAGGGGCCGGUCGCCAGGGCAACUCCAACGACCAACGGGUGUGGCCGUUCACCCCAACGGUGACAUCAUCAUCGCCGACUACGACAACAAGUGGGUCAGCAUCUUCUCCAGCGAGGGCAAGUACAAGGCCAAGCUGGGCUCUGGUAGGCUGAUGGGACCGAAGGGCGUGUCCGUGGAUCAGAACGGUCACGUGAUCGUUGUGGACAACAAGGCAUGCACAGUCUUCAUCUUCCAGCCAACCGGCAAGCUCGUUACUAAGUUCGGUAGCCGCGGCAACGGAGACAAACAGUUCGCAGGUCCUCAUUUUGCAGCCGUCAACCACAACAAUGAGAUCAUAGUGACAGACUUUCACAACCACUCAGUCAAGGUAUUCACCCCAGAGGGAGAGCUGCUGCUGAAGUUUGGAUCUAAUGGAGAGGGCAACGGUCAGUUUAAUGCCCCUACAGGAGUGGCUGUCGACGUGAACGGGAACAUCAUCGUAGCCGACUGGGGCAACAGCCGCAUACAAGUGUUUGACGGUAGUGGCUCCUUCCUGUCCUAUAUCAACACAUCAGCUGACCCUCUCUACGGACCUCAGGGUCUGGCUCUCACCUCUGAUGGACACGUGGUGGUGGCCGACUCUGGGAACCACUGCUUCAAGGUCUACAGAUACCUACAGUAG
Molecule: messenger RNA, 1374 nt
Organism: Salvelinus namaycush (lake trout)
Lineage: Eukaryota; Metazoa; Chordata; Actinopteri; Salmoniformes; Salmonidae
Product: tripartite motif-containing protein 2-like
Exons: 10
Biological process (GO): proteasome-mediated ubiquitin-dependent protein catabolic process; negative regulation of translation; protein polyubiquitination
Molecular function (GO): protein binding; ubiquitin protein ligase activity; translation repressor activity
Source: RefSeq, a predicted model, not a curated record